AUGCGACUUUACGAAUCAAUAUUUGCCAACCUUGGAAUUUGUGAAGGAUUCGGCCACGCACAGAUGGAAUUCGUCCACGCGCUGACCUUCGUAGCCGCCCACUGCCCCUUUCCUUUUUUUUCCUUCAGCUUUGCAAUGAAGGCUGCUUUCGACAUCAUGUUUCAAUGUACACUGUGUGAAAAGGCCUAUCAGAGGAAGACGCAUUUAAUUCGUCAUGAAGCGACCCAUACACAGCAGCCCUCUUCCAGCUGUCCUUUAUGCAGCAAAGCAUUUGUAAAGCCUGAGGUCGCACGAAGACAUAUCAAAACCUGCGCAAAAAAGUUCAACCAACCUGCGCCUCCUGCAGCCAAGCCAGGCAGGAAAAGGCAUUCCUGCGAGCUAUGCUUCUUUGCCAAAGUAUCAUGCGACCGAAAUUCACCGUGCUCUCGCUGUCGCUCCCUUGGGCGACAAUGCACUUUCGUAACCCAAGAGGUGCCUUCCCGGGAUCCCAGUUGCUCUGCAGUAACCUCGCUCUCGCCGUCUAUAACCGUAUCGCGAGCCACCUCAAGAGACAGUGGGUCAUUUUCUUUUCUCCAACACUUUGCCAAUCCUUCUUUCCAAAGGGACAGGCUGGCAAUUGGGGAAACGGCAAAAUGUUCUGUUCGAAGAAACCUCGAAACACUCAAUUCCCAUAUCGAAGAUGCUCUCGUUCCCACUGAUCCUAUGUCGGCUUUUGGCGAUUUCCAACUUACAAGUCUGCCUUUCCAAAUACCAUCAACUCUACCCUCUUUCACGGAUGAUUAUCUCCUUCAGUUCAACCCUGAUACACUCUUUCCUUCGAAGCUAUCCAACCAAUUAUCCGUGAUUAUGACAGAGUUGGUCGACACUUCAAAGUCAAUGGGGCUUGGCACUGCAGGAACGCUAAACCCACUUGAUUUUAUGGAGCUUUCUACUCUGUUGGGGGUCUCCAAUAUCUCCGCUUCUAUCUCUGCGUUCUUCCACUCUCUUCACUGGCAUUUACCCGUGGUGCAUUUUCCAACCUUCGACCCAGGGAACAUCUCCAAUCCUCUGUUACUCUCAAUAUUUUUAUCCGGUGCCACAUAUACUAUUCCAUUGGAUGGAGGUGCCCUACCAUCCGGUCUCUUCGAUGUCGCAGAAGAGUAUAUAUUUCGGAAAAUUGCGGAUCUAUCGACGGUCGCUUCAACGAAAGACCAGUCGCAUCUGUUAUCAACUGUACAACUACUACAAAGUGCUCUCAUUAUUGAGAUGCUUCAAUUUGGACAGGACAAUAUGCAAACAAGACGUCGCAUUCGCAUCGUCCGACAUCCAUGUUUGGUAUCCACCAUACGAUCCCUAGGGAUUUUUCAGCUCAAGCGAGGAACCGCUCCCACCGUUUCUCCAAGAAUCGCAUGUUGGGUCUUUCUAGCGGAUGGAUUCCUCACAGUCUGCUUCAAGAACCACCCGUCAAUAUCGGUCUUCGAAAUGGACUGUCAUUUUCCCUGGAAUGCCGGGUUAUGGGAAGCCGAAAACGCAUCCUCUUUCAGCAGAAUUGCCAUGUCGCACUCGACGGAGCUCCCGCUUCCUCCCCUGAAAGAUGUGGUCACGCAGUUGCUCGAAACCCAUCUAAGUAAUGACCGAAUACCAUGGGGUCUUUCGGUAUCAGUAGAGCAUCUCCUAAUUCUGAUUUAUGCCAUUAACUCCCUCGCAUUCCAGGCGAGAGCGGGCUUGUUAAGAUACCUAUCUCUCGAUAGAAUACGCUGUGCAUCUGGUAACUGGAAGCUCAUCUGGGAUUCUGUCAUUGGUCUCCUGGAUAAAGAUCAAUUUCUUCACCUUGGGUAUCCGAAACACGCUCAGGAGCUUUGGUGGUUGUUGAAUGCCACGCUGGAUGCUACCGGUAGAUCUGAUGUCAGCCUUCGGUAUAUGGAUAACACUGCUACCGAUGACUUGGGGAAUUUGAAUGAAUUCAUUCAAUGGUGCCACCAAGCUCCGUCAUGA
Molecule: messenger RNA, 1974 nt
Organism: Penicillium mononematosum
Lineage: Eukaryota; Fungi; Ascomycota; Eurotiomycetes; Eurotiales; Aspergillaceae
Product: Zn(II)2Cys6 transcription factor
Exons: 5
Coding region: 1-1974 (657 amino acids)
Biological process (GO): DNA-templated transcription; regulation of transcription by RNA polymerase II
Cellular component (GO): chromatin
Molecular function (GO): zinc ion binding; RNA polymerase II cis-regulatory region sequence-specific DNA binding; DNA-binding transcription factor activity, RNA polymerase II-specific
Source: RefSeq, a predicted model, not a curated record